AGAUGGUCUACCCCACCCUCACUCCGCCAUCAGACAGGAGACACGGGGGUCUGUGUUGAGCAUCACCCCAGCAGAAGCACGAGCAUCAGGAGGCGUGUGGAGCGUCGCGCGGCUGAUGCGCGCACCUUGGAGACAUCCAGCGCGUCCAUGAGGAAAGGAUGGAGACAUGGCGAGCGCAGUUCUCCGUAUCUUGAAGCCAGUGAAUUAAACACUUAUAGCUAUAAAGACAGCAGGAUCCUUUCGUUGAAAGAAGUGUGCUCUUCUGUAGCUGAAGAAAAUGGAUCCGUCCCCCACGAGGCAACAGUACGGCUCCAAAAAGAAGGUUAAAAUCCACCCCAACACGGUCACGGCGAAGUACGCCACGCAUUUCCCCCAGCCGGGCGACGAGGGAUACGACGACGCUCCAUCCUUCGAGGACUUCGGCUCGUUCAUGGACAACAACCCGAGCAAGAGACUGGUGUCAGAGAGCGGCCCCGGCAGGACUUUAUUCGGCACUAUGGAUUCCCGUCCCAGAGCCGAUCAGAGAGAUAAAGGAGUGGGCGGUCAGCUGGCGAGCUUCGGCGAGGCCUCGGUCCUGGCGUCGCGGGUCACCUGGGGCGCCCUCUUUGGGGCGGCCAUCGCACACGGAUGCGUGGCUCUCAUUACACGUCUAGCAGCCGACCGCUCCAAAGUGCCAUCAUUAGAGCUCAUCUUCAUCCGCUCGGUGAUCCAAGUGUUUUCUAUACUGGUGGUCCUCUACUAUAAAGAAGAUCCCUUCGGGCCCAAGGGCUACCGGCUGCGUUUGUUCUUCUACGGGAUUUGCAACGUCAUCUCCAUCACGUGUGCAUACACGUCCUUCGCCAUCGUUCCACCCAGCAAUGGCACCAUCAUGUGGCGGGCCACCACCACAGUUUUCAGCGCCGUUCUGGCUUUCCUGCUCUUAGACGAACGCCUGGGUUACACAGACGUAGUUACGGUCGUAGGUAGCCUCUUCGGCCUGUGUCUGGUCAUGAUCCCCAACAUCGCAGACGAAGAAAAGUCUCCUCUGGGAUUCUGGAAGGAAGCCUUUGGCUACACGAUGACUGUGAUGGCGGGUCUGACCGCCGCGCUGUCCAUGAUCGUGUACCGGGCCAUCAAAGAGCGGGUCAGCAUGUGGGCGGCGCUCUUCACGUUCGGCUGGACGGGAACCGUGUGGGGGGCAUCCACUAUGUUCAUCAUGCAAGAGCCCAUCAUUCCCUUGGAUGGCGAGACGUGGGGCUAUCUCACGGGAAUCUGCAUCUGCUCCACAGUAGCGUUUCUGGGCGUCUACUACGCCCUCAACAAGUUCCACCCGGCUCUGGUCAGCACCGUGCAGCAUCUGGAGAUCGUGGUGGCCAUGCUUCUUCAGCUCAUCGUGCUGCGGAUGAUCCCGUCCGUGUACGACGUCUUCGGAGCGCUGGUCAUCAUGGUCAGCGUGUUCGUCCUCACGGGGCUCAAGCUGUACAGGGUGGGCCGGGCCAUCCGACAAGAUUACCAAGAGAUUCUGGACUCACCGAUCAAAUGAGAGCAUCGAUGUGUGUGUACUCGAGCGCAUGAGGGGGCAUGUAUAUAUGUGUGUGUGUGUGUGUGUGUGUGUGUGUGUGUGCAGUGUUUCUCAGCCACCUUCUCUCACCAAUGUGCAAUCACUGAAUGUCUGGAUCUUCAGCAUUUAUUUUGAAUUGUGAAAAGAGUGCCAUCAGUGUAAUGUCUUCACUAACUGUUGAUGUGGGAAAAUAAAAACAGUGCUCCAUAGUG
Messenger RNA from Carassius gibelio (silver crucian carp), 1752 nucleotides. Its product is annotated as solute carrier family 35 member G2-like. Gene Ontology annotation, cellular component: membrane. The coding region runs from base 278 to 1522 and encodes 414 amino acids. Lineage: Eukaryota; Metazoa; Chordata; Actinopteri; Cypriniformes; Cyprinidae. The record is from RefSeq and is a predicted model, not a curated record. The transcript is spliced from 2 exons.